AACCCACUUUGGAAUGUCAGGAAAUACUCUAUUUUCAUACCGAAAUUAAAGCUCAAUAAAUGUUGUACAAAUCAAUAGAGAAUACUUCGGUUUUUGGAAAGUUUUCACAGAAAUCUUCGGAAUUAAGAGAAUAUUUUUUAAUGAUUUUACGUGCGGAAUUAGCAUGAACGGAUAAAAUUGAGUAUUUCCCGACAUUCUGACGUGGAUUAGAUGGAUUUUGACUGAGUUACGCUUUUUUUAAUUUUGGAUGAAAGUAAUCAAAAAUGGAUUAUUUCACGUAGUAUAAGUUUUCACGCGAUUCUUGCAUUUUAUUCUGAAAACUAAUAUUGUCACGAAAUUUAGCAUAGUCGGUAACCUGUGCUUUUUUCUCACAGUCAUAAACCUAACAGCAGAAUUGUGCUAAGGUUCAGAGAAAACGCCUAUAGUCCACGAAUCAUGCAUUUUCGAGAUGUCGCUUUAAAUGCACGUUUGUGGAGGACACUUUUGAAAUCUAUCAAGAAACAUUGACCUAUUUCUAUGGCAGUUUUCAGAGAUCCAAACUGAUUUUCCAAAGUUUCUCUGAAAAGUGGCUUCGGAAAACUUUUCGAAUAUUGACUUUGCUUAUAGAAAUGUAGCGUCAAGUGUCUAGUUUCCAAAACUGAAAAUCGCAGAUUUUUAUAACUUUUCUAUCAAGUGUUAUUCAAAAAACAACCGAGGCCACUGUUCAUUUGGAUGGAUAAUAGUCGCUUAGAGGCUGUGUUUUACUGUUUUAGGCCAAAUUCUAGAUCCGUUAUGUACCAUUUCGAAAAAUAUUCUACAUACUGAAGUUUCCAAAAAUUUCAGUCGAAAAACUUCUUGAUCAAAUAGAAGGCAUCUCAAAAUUCUAUAAAGAAUUCAAUAAUUUGAAGUCAAUAGCCACAUGUAUGUCAAAAGUCACAAAAUAAUACAUGAUAUUUGAAUAUAUUUAGAGGUUAUGUAUGCGAGCGUAUUGCGAGAAGCAUAAUUAGUCUUUGAGUCUCCCUGUUGAGUGUCUUCACACAGUGUCGUUUUUUUCUUGUGUGAUAUGCGAGAACACAUCUGAAGUGUUCGUCAAAUAUUGGAGCAUCAUUGAAAAAGAUAUUUCUUCAUAAAGGCAUUUCAUCUAUGAGGACAUAUGUUGUGUCGUCAGCUGAUACUUAUUUUAAAGAGCGCACAUUUCUUUUUGCAGUGAAGUCUUUAGAUGGCUUUUAUUUUCAUGAAAUCGCGGAUUUGAGUUUUUCAAUGUGCAUAAAACGUAUUCGAAAAAAAUAGCUAAAGAUUUUUGAUUUCAUAAGUUACAUAAAGCGUUUUUACAGACACGGAAAUCCGUAACACAUAUUUUGAACCAUCCUUUAACGAUAUUUAAUAAAAAGACUUUAGCUUAAGUUACAAGCGUACAAGGUUACAAACUAGAAAUUGCAUAUAAAAUUUCGUCAAAUCAAGGGCAACUGGGAUAUCAGAGUUUUAUUAAAAAAUUUUUAUUAAAAAAACUUUUCUUAAAACUUUUAAUGAAACUUCCGAUGUGGUCGAUGGCCCCAGAUUUUCAUUAAAAUUUUUAAUCAAAUUCUUCUGCUAUGAAAAUCAUUUUAAUGGAACUCAUGCUAAAAGUUUUUAAUGAAAGUUCCGGUGUUUUCAUUAAAAAAAAACGCUUUAAUGAAAGUCACCCAACCCGUACAGCUUUAAGUACAUUAUCACUCAAUAAAAUAAACUAAAUAUGUAAAACAAGGAAAAAGUUUCAUUGACUUUUGUUUACGAUGUUCUUUUAAAAUAUAUCUCAAAUCCACAGUAUUAGAAAAUAAAGAUUUUUUAGUUCCUCUAAUCCUUCCAUCAUACGGAUGAAGUAAAGGAUAAUAUUUUCUGGAAAUUACGAGGGAUUUGAUGACGGGAUGUGAAUCUUUUAGCUUAGUAUGCUUUUAACUAAAUAUCGUAUUCAAUAGUUAUUUUCGCUUUUUUCAGAAAACAAACAUUACUAGAAGCUUAAGAAUAAUCCAUCAAUAACCAGUUUUCAUAUAUUGAGAAGAUUGUGAACCCACUGAUUUUAUUUUGCAGUAUAGAAAUGAACAUGAUUUGAACGAAACUACAUAAAAUAAAUUCACGCGCUAAACUUUGAGAAAAUAGAGAGAAAAUGGUAAUCGGUAGUCUUAUGUUCAUGGAACUUGUUAAAUGUCUCUCAUUCACUGUAGAUUGACAACAGUUGAAAUGAAAAAAAAUUCACUUCACUAUUCAUAUCAGUGGAUAUAGAACUGUUGAGUUUAUAAAAGAGCAAAUAAACUAACAUAAACAGCAAUUAAUAGCUGUACUCAACUAGCUCUUGAUCGCAUGUGCGUAUUGCAAUCUAACAAUUAUAUCGAAAGGUGUUAAAUUGAUAAAGGUGAUUAAUUCUUUCUUUUCGUACGAUUCUCGCGUAGAUAUCAGAAAUAAAGUGACUGUUGUUAUUUCAUUUCUGUUUUGACAAGUGAGUAGAACGAAACUAAAAUAAUAUUUGUUCUCUCUGUUCUUUUUCAUUCUACCCCGUUAUAUUUGUUCCGAAGUGCGUUUUCUUAUUCUCCUUCUUUUACAUCAUCAUUUUUUCUCUAGAUGACUUCUCAUUAUAGUUUUCGACUUUGUCGAUUACAUUUGUGGUCAAACUAUUGUGAAUUCGGUUUUUGCAUUGCUAAUUUGGCAGGUGAACCACCUUUUACUGUAAACACCGUUAUUGCAAAUACUCCAGCAUCAACCGGUGGUCUACGUAAUAAGGAUGUUUUAUUGCAAGUGAAUGAUGUGGAUGUGACCAAUGCUGAAUAUAAAUUUGUCGUGCAAUUUAUAGAAAACAGACGUGAUAACGUAGGAUCAAUCGACAUUUUAGUUUGUGAAUCAGAAGAUUAUCAAAAUAUGAAGUUCGGAAAUAAAUUAUUCGAUCCUAAUUUAGCUAUUCUAUUAGAAACACCAUCACAAAUGCCAGUUGAAAUAAGUCAUCCAUCGAACGUAGAAUGUUCCAAACAUAAUCAGCCUAUUUUCCCAUCAUCAUGGACAUCAGUAGAUUGUCGUCACUCUCACCAAGUACAAUGUUUACAUUGCUCUAAACUGGUUUGUAUGGAGUGCGCACAAAAACAUGUUUCAAUGGUGAAUGAUCGAGUGGGCGAAACACAACAUUUAUUUAACUCAAAAAUUGAUGUGUUAAAUCAAAUUGAAAAAAAACUGAAGGAUGAAAUCAGUUUAGAAUUUAAAAAAGCAAUGAGACAAUUGAUAAAGGAGCGUGAUCGCUGUUAUGCACAGCUAACUGAAAAGAUUGAAACAAAGAAACGGGACAUAACGGCAAAUAAUGAUAAAAUGUUAAAAUUGCCAUUAAAUGAAGUAUCAGUAUUCAUCGACAAAGCAUUGGAGCAACUGUCUAAUUUAAGUGAACUUGAAAAAUUAUUUAGUAUUGUAAGUGUCGCACGAAUGCAAUUACAAGCGAAAGUAUAA
Messenger RNA from Didymodactylos carnosus, 3441 nucleotides. The record is from the annotation of a GenBank genome assembly. NCBI's taxonomy places the organism in Eukaryota, Metazoa, Rotifera, Eurotatoria, Philodinida, Philodinidae.